AAUCUGUGUUUGCACUUGUUCACAACGUCGCGAAAAUGGCUGCUUCUGUAAUUCGUUCGCAAGUGCACGAUAUUGAAAAAAAUAAAAUGCAGUAUUCAAAAGUCAGUUUAUCGUUAGAAAAUUGUAUUCUACCAUCUGAAAAGCUUUCUCCAACACCGUCGCAAUUAGAUGGCUUGGACCCAGAUGCUGAGGCAGAAUUGCGAAUACUUGGAUGCGAGUUGAUUCAAACGUCGGGUAUAUUAUUACGAUUACCUCAGGUGGCCAUGGCAACUGGUCAAGUUUUAUUUCAAAGGUUCUUCUAUUCUAAAUCCUUUGUACGUCAACCAAUGGAGGCGGUUGCAAUGGCUUGCAUUACUUUGGCAUCCAAAAUUGAAGAAGCGCCACGUAGAAUUCGAGAUGUAAUAAAUGUUUUUCACCAUAUUAGGCAAGUGAGGUCUGGAAAAACAAUCCACCCACUUAUUCUGGAUCAAAAUUACAUUAACUUGAAAAACCAAGUUAUAAAAGCUGAAAGAAGGGUUCUGAAAGAACUUGGCUUCUGCGUACAUGUGAAACAUCCUCAUAAGAUUAUUGUUACAUUGUUGGAGGUUCUGAAAGUUAAGAAUAGAAAGUUAAUGCAGACUGCAUGGAAUUAUAUGAAUGACAGUUUGAGAACAGAAGUAUUUGUUAGAUAUUCUCCUGAAACUAUUGCUUGUGCUUGCAUUAAUCUAAGUGCAAAGCUUUUACAAAUUCCUCUACCUAACAAACCAGCAUGGUAUUUAGUCUUCGAUGUUUCAGAACAAGAUAUCGAAGAAAUCAGCCAAAUAAUUUUGUCUUUAUAUACAAGGAAAAAGCCUGAUCCGGAAAGAUUAGAAAAAAUAGUUGAAGAGCUUAAGGCUAAUCACCUGGAAGCCAAGUUGAAAGCCAAAGGAAUCGUUGUAAAUAAUAACCAGGUCACUUCGUCGCCAUCUCAACCGACUUCACCCAAAAAUGGAGUCAAGUCUCCCGAGAGUGAUGGGAAGAAAGAUAGGAAUGAAAAGCACAAUGAUGUUAGUCCUAAAUUUCAUAAAGAAACAAACCACAGAAAGCGCAGAAGUGCUUCUCCAUCAGAAGAUGGUUACCAAAGUCCAGAUUCAAAGAAACGAAUCAAGUCCAGUUCCUCUGGUAGUGCUAGCAGUCACAGCCCAAGUCCAAAGCGUAAAACUAAAACACCCCCAAGAGGUUUCAAAGACUCUCUUCGUUCACGAUCUCGGUCCAGAUCCAAAACAAGGAACAACAAGAAACCUAAACAUCGCUCAUCACAUAAGAGGAAACAUAGUCGCAGUCCUACGCCAACUUAUUCCCCAUCUCGCCAUUCGAAUAAGAAGUCCUAUAAAAACAAACAUUCCGACAAAUCGCACCGUGUAAGAUCUCGCUCAAGGUCUCAAGAACGCAAUCAUUAUUCUAACUCUCUACAUGAAAAAUCAUCGCAUAAAUCUCGAAGAGACAGAGAAAAAGAAAGUUAUCAUUCACGUGAUAAGAAAAGGAGAUAACUUCGUAUUGCAUUCUUAUAUAUAUGUAAAUAAGAGAAAAUUCAAAUAUACAAAUUUCCAAAAUAUCAUUGUAGAUUAUUGAAUAUGAGUGAGAAAGGUCAGUCUAUCAUUUUCAUUUUUUUCUAAUUUUGUAUGUUUGUGGUCUUUUAAUUUAUUUUGCAUACUAAAAGUGCAAUCUUUGUUCUCAGGUUUACUUAAAUAUACAAUUCCAGUUUUUAAUUGUUCUGAAUGAUUUAAAUCAGUAUAAUUGUAGAUUAUAUGAAAUAUUUUUUCAACCCAACAAUAUUUUCCCACAUAUUUUCUAUAAUUAUUAUUGGAAAUAUUUUUUUCUUUGACUUCAAUAAAAACUUCAAAUUUAUAAAAUUAAUGGAUUUUAAUUUCACUCACUUUAGAUUUUGUUUAAUCAACUGGUCAUUUUGCCAAAGUCAUUUGAAAUAACUUUUUGCUAUGAUUCUUCACUGCAUUUUUCAGUUAACUUAAAGUAAGAAACAAUAAUUUGAUAUUUAAUUAUAUGGCGUAUGCACCAUAUUCUUGUAAUUUGUUUAUCUUCAUUGCAUUUUGCAAUUGGUUAACUUAUAAUAUUGUGUAUUUAUUUAUACAUGGGCAAAAGCAUUGUUUUUUGUGGUUGAUUGACUUGUUAAUAAUAAUGAGAUCUGUAAUGGCUCUGUUGAUUUAGUUAAAUCUAUCUGUUUAAGGUCUAAGAAUAUUUAAUUUCAACACAUUUAAAAUAUAAUUCUGGAAAAUAAAAAUGAGUAAAUUAGCUAUCCUGUGGACAUGUCAGACGUGUUAUGAGCAAGUAUUAUGAUAUGUUUUAGUAAUUGAUUUACUAAUCUUAGAUCAGAGUUUUUUUUUGAUAAUAUUAGAUAUUCUUUAUUCUACUGAUUUAUGUUGACUUUGUGGAUUAUUGUAUUUUUACCUUUACUGUUAAGGUGACCACUAUACCUGAUUGAAUAUCAAAAUUGUCAUUAGUCAACAUAUUUUUAAAAAAAUGAUAUUCUAAAAAAAUAAUAAUAAAUAAAUAAAAGAAUACACAAGAACGUGUUUUUGGCUCUCAAUAGAUAAUGGUUUUUGGAAAUUUGCUUAUUUUUGACUAAAUUGUAAUGUGUUAUUUACGAUAAUUAUUUUAUCUUAGAAAAAAUUGAAGUCAGGUGAAAAGCAAGUGCCCUGCUCGUUCUUACUUAUCAGUAUUGAUUAGUAGGAUUUAAAGAAAUUCUAAGAAUAAAAUAAAUAAAAAUUUAAAAACUGAAACAAAAAAAAUAUAAAAAUUAUAAAAUAUAAAAAAAAUACAAAAUUUUGAAAAUAAAACAAAAAAAUUUAAAAAAAAUAAAACAAAAAAAAAUUACUAAAAUUAAAAAAAUAUAUAUAACAAAAAAAUUAUA
Molecule: messenger RNA, 2887 nt
Organism: Argiope bruennichi
Lineage: Eukaryota; Metazoa; Arthropoda; Arachnida; Araneae; Araneidae
Product: cyclin-L1-like
Exons: 10
Coding region: 36-1508 (490 amino acids)
Biological process (GO): regulation of transcription by RNA polymerase II
Cellular component (GO): nucleus
Molecular function (GO): cyclin-dependent protein serine/threonine kinase regulator activity
Source: RefSeq, a predicted model, not a curated record